CAAACGGUCACGAUGACCGUACCAUACAUUGAUAGGAUAGCUUUGAUCGCACGCGAACAAUUCCGCUUUCCUUGCUGCUGCUAACUUGUGCCCUUUAACUAACGAGAGGAGAGAAAUUUGUAUAAUUUCUAUGUGAUCCGGUGAUUGUAUAAUUUGUAUACAAAACAACAGUUGAUUUAUCGAUCUCUUACAGAGAGAUCUAUCAAAUUCUCAAGCAUUUCAUUGAAGCAAUUGAUAUUUGGUGUCUUCAUUUCAAGAAACUCCAUUGAUUGAUUGAUUGUUUGAUCUCUCUUAGGGCAUCACUGAUUUCAAGCCCAAGCUUCGCGUUCAAUGUCUUAUUUCCUCAACCUCGCUGAAGAUUUAUUUGAAACUGUAGAUCGAAGAGCAAAGAGUGUUGUUGGUGACAAGCCGGAUGAGGAGACUAAUUUUCUGCCAACAGCUUCUAAUGGGCAUGGAUCUCAAGAAAAGAGGACAAGGCUAAAGACAAAGACUCAAAAGAGACUUUCCUCCAACGAAACUCCUAAAACAAUCAAUGCUGCACGGGAUGAAACUACCUUUGAGACAACAAAGUUGGGCCUAGUUUCUGAUAAAGAUAUGACUGCUAUGUCAAUUGAAACUGAUGGGGCUUCUCCAAGUAAUUAUACUUCUCAAAGUAGAAACGAGGAGCCGAACAAUCUUCAUAAAGAUGGGUCCAUAUUAGGCUCUCCUUUACCUUUAAAUUUCUCGAACGACGGGGUGAAGCAUGACGAUGAUCAUGCAAAAGUGCCAGCAACUGUUAGUAAUGUGGAAGCCAUUACUUCAUCGUCAAAUGGCAAAUCAGUUGAUAAGCAAGCUUCGGAUGUUCACGAGGAGAGUCAUUCUUCACCACUUGCCAAAGGUGAUAAGGUUGUUGGUGAAGAUCCUGCAGUUGAUUCUGGCCAAGUUAUCAAGUUGGAAGAUGCAAGUGCUCCUGUAAAGAUUGAUGAAGAGAGAUCUCAAUCUGUAAUUGCUGAAACACCUGGUAAUGUUGAGUCAGAACUGAAAGAUGCUAAUCUCAUGGCUGAACCUCUUUCCAAUCAAAAGAAGCAAUAUGAACAAAAAACGGAUAUUUUUCCAGUGAAAGUACAAGAUCAGCUUGAUGAGGCUCAAGGACUCAUUAAAGGUGCAAUAUCUACUGGUCAGUCAAAAGAGGCAAGGUUGGCUCGGGUUUGUGCUGGACUUUCAUCCCGUCUACAAGAAGUCAAAUCUGAAAAUGCACAGUUAGAGGAGCUUCUUGUUGCAGAGAAAGAGCGGAGUACAUCACUUGAGGCUCGCAUAAAGAAGCUGAGGGAAGAUUUAUCUGCAUCCAAAAGUGAAAUGGUAAGAGUGGAGUCAAAUAUGGCUGAGGCUUUGGCUGCAAAAAACUCUGAAAUUGAGGCACUCGUCAGUUCUAUGGAUGCACUGAAGAAACAGGCUGCUUUAUCUGAAGGAAGUCUAGCAUCAAUGCAGGCAAACAUGGAGUCUAUGAUGAGACACAGGGAACUGACAGAGACGAGGAUGAUGCAAGCUCUGCGGGAGGAGCUGGCUUCUGCAGAACGGAGAGCGGAAGAAGAGCGUGCUGCACACAAUGCUACCAAGAUGGCUACUAUGGAAAGGGAAGUAGAAUUGGAACAGCGGGCUAUUGAGGCAUCCACAGCCCUAGCCAGGACCCAGAGAACAGCAGAUGAGAGGACUGCAAAGGCAACAGAGCUUGAGCAGAAGGUGGCCUUGCUUGAGGUUGAAUGUGCAUCAUUAAAUCAAGAACUACAAGAUAUGGAAGCUCGUGCUCGCCGUGUACAAAAGAAGUCUCCCGACGAGGCAAAUCAAGUGAUUCAGAUGCAGGCAUGGCAGGAAGAAGUGGAGCGUGCACGCCAAGGUCAGAGAGAUGCCGAGAGCAAGCUUUCUUCUUUGGAGGCUGAAGUUCAAAAAAUGAGAGUUGAAAUGGCUGCCAUGAAGAGAGAUGCUGAGCAUUAUUCACGCCAGGAACAUAUGGAGCUAGAACAACGGUACCGUGAACUAACUGAUCUAUUGUAUUAUAAGCAAACGCAACUGGAAACCAUGGCUAGUGAAAAAGCUGCUGCAGAGUUUCAAGUGGAGAAAGAGAUAAAACGUCUUCAAGAAGCACAGGUAGAAGCAGAAAGAAGCAGAGUUUCUCGUCGUGCAUCAUCAUCAUCUUGGGAAGAAGACACUGACAUAAAAUCCCUCGACAAUUGCAGGUCUCUCCCCUUGUAUCAUCGCCAUAUGGUUGGAGCAAGCAUACAGUUGCAGAAGGCAGCAAAGCUUUUGGAUUCUGGGGCUGUCAGGGCCACAAGAUUUCUCUGGCGGUAUCCUAUUGCUCGAGUUCUUCUGCUUUUCUACCUGGUAUUUGUCCAUCUCUUCUUGAUGUAUCUGUUGCAUCGCCUUCAGGAGCAAGCUGAUGAUUUUGCCUCUAGAGAAGUUGCAGCAUCUAUGGGACUUGCCAACCGGACCUUGCCAUGAUAUUACAGCUGCUCCAGGCCAUUCACAGAUUUCUCCUUAGUGGUGGAUUGCGGCCGAUGGCAACCACAACAGUUAUAAUAUGUAGCAGCGGCAACGAUGUAUAUCUCAGCACAUUAUAGUAGUGGAUGAAGAAAAGGAAAUUUAAUCCUUUUCUUUUGAGUAUAUUGAUAGUAUCAUUGUCUGUGUGUUAUGACUUUUUCUGAUGAAUGAAGAGAUGCAGCUCUUUGGUGAAUCCGUUGAAGGAGCUGAAGAAACCCCGACAAUUCAACACUGUUUGAUAACAGAUCUCUAAUCACCUUUUUUUUCUUUUUCUUUUUUUGGUGGCAAUACUUGGUAUGGUUUUGACAAUUGAAAAUGCCGGAGAGCUAAAUGUAGCGGACACAAGAUUUGAUGUUGUCAGUGAAUAUGAUUUUGCCCACAGCCACAAUUGUUUUCAUUUUGGACAUGUAGAAUUUCAUUUAUCCAGUUAUUCAAAUGUAAAGGUGAGUAUUAAAUCUGAAUUGAUAGAAAAUGUUUUCACUUUAUUAGGGUUACAAA
Molecule: messenger RNA, 3012 nt
Organism: Cornus florida
Lineage: Eukaryota; Viridiplantae; Streptophyta; Magnoliopsida; Cornales; Cornaceae
Product: golgin candidate 1
Exons: 21
Coding region: 331-2475 (714 amino acids)
Biological process (GO): retrograde transport, vesicle recycling within Golgi; Golgi organization
Cellular component (GO): Golgi membrane; Golgi cisterna
Source: RefSeq, a predicted model, not a curated record